UAUUAAUAAAAAUUUCAUAUAUAUCUAUUACGUAGGAAGUAAAAGCAUAUUCUUUUAUCAGAUUAAAGCGGAAAUUUGGAGCUGAUUUAAUUGUUUUCUAUUUUUUUUAACCUUAUAGUAAUUACACUUAAAAUUCUUAUUUAGAGGGAGAGGGAGAGAGAGAGACUUACGUACUCUAAACUGGAGGUAUUUAAGGUCAUUUCAUUAUUUUCUAAAUUUCGAAUUGUUUUUUUCCUUUCUCUUUCUUCCCGUCAUCCUUUCUCUUACAGACUUAGACUUUCUAAAAAUAUCACCUUUUUUCCACAAUCAAUAAAACGAAAUUAAUAUACUGACCGAACUUUAUCGUAACUUGUACUUUUUUCCAGAGAUAAUACAUUAUUGAUGGUUUUUACAAUCGUGCCUAGUGCUAGGGAUCUCUUCGACUUAGAAUCAUUAUUUCUUGGUAUAGUCUCUGGUUUAUAAACCGUUAGGUGGCCGGUACGAUCAAUAAUGCUAUUAUACUUUUUAAUGAGUCGACCAAGGUGUAGAAACUUAUAUAAAGAUAUGAUUUUAGUACAAAUUUUUUUUAAAUAUGAGUGUUUACCGAUAUAUCCUGCAAAUAGGGCAGUCCUCGAUUUAGUUUAAUUAUUACUCGUAGCUCCGUCUAUUGGCCACCGGGAUUCCAGAAUCGAGAUCAGUCAUGUACAAUCGUCGAAUUAUUCUAGGAUCAUUAAAUGCCUCAAAUUUUAGGAUUUUUUAGUAACAGAGUGAAUUUUACAGAUUCACGUAGUUCUGCAAGUUUUUCUUCGGCAUCGUCAGCUUCCCCAGACUCAACUAUUAAUAAUGAAGCGCCUAAAAUGACUUCACCGAAACGAAAAGCCGAGUUUUCAAAUGGUAUUACACCCAUUGUAAAGAGGAUCAAAACAGAAAUUCCAGACGAAGAAGUGUCAGAUGCGUCAAGAUUGCAAAACAAGAAGAAAUUAGGAGUAAGCGGAAAGACUGCUGAAGACGAAUUAUGUUCAAUUUGCGGGGAUAGGGCGUCAGGUUAUCACUAUAAUGCUCUAUCUUGCGAAGGUUGUAAAGGUUUUUUUCGUCGUUCGAUAACGAGAGAUGCAAAAUAUCUUUGCAAGAAUGGAGGCGAUUGUGAGAUGGACAUGUGGAUGAGGAGAAAAUGUCAGGCAUGUCGUCUACGUAAAUGUAAGGCAGUUGGUAUGAAGGAGGAAUGCUUACUUUCUGAAGAACAGUGUAGAGCUAGGGAUGCCAGGCGAAAAAAGAAAAAACAACCAGACGAACAACAACCUAGUCCGGAUUCUAAUUCGGAGCGACGUUCGUGCGGUCCAACAACGUCUUCUCCACAAGAAACUGUUUGUUCAAACCCAAUGGAAAAACUGCCAAUAGAUGUAGGAAAAUUGGUUGAAACUGUGGUCGGCUAUCAGGACAAAUUCGAAUUGCCAACUGACGAGGAUGUAGAGAAAAUAUCAAGAGUGAGAGUUAGCGGUGAAGGAAAACCCAAGGACAUGUCUGAAAUGCUUUUUAAGAAUAUGGCUGAAAUGACUAUUCUUACCACACAUCUUAUCGUUGAUUUUGCUAAACAUCUGCCUGGAUUUUUAACUUUGGAUCGAGAAGAUCAAAUCACUCUUUUAAAAGGUUCAGCCUGCGAAGUUAUGAUGAUAAGAACUGCCAGAAGGUACGAUCUGGAAACGAAUACAGUGGUAUUUGCCGAUGGAGCAGCUCACACCGAACAAAGUAUGAGUUUAGCAGGUCUUAACGAAUUUGUGGCUAGCAUGUUUGAGUUUUGUCGCGGUUUGGGUAAAUUACGGGUAGACAAUGCUGAAUAUGCCCUAUUAACGGCAAUCAGUAUUUUUUCAGAUCGGCCUGGUUUAAAAUAUUCGACGGCCGUUAUGGAGUUACAAGAACGUUACGCUAUCGCCUUACAAGAAUAUGAUAAACUGAGACGUCCAAAGAAAUCCAAUUAUUUCGCUAAAUUAAUAUUGCAAUUAUGCAGACUCAGGGAAUUAUCAGCUGAACAUUCUCAAGUUCUUUUCUCUUUAAAAGUUGAAAAGGGAUCUCUACCUCCGUUACUCGAUGAAUAUUUUGAUGUUGCCGACCCAUCUGAUAACUAUAACCAAAACGGUUAUGACGCAGUGACAUCGCCUAUGUCAAAUAUGGGAGCGUCACCAAGUAUGGUUGCAUCACCAGGCAGUUAUUACAGUUCAGUGGCAUCUCCAGCUUCCACUCCGCUCAGCCAAUCGCCUUCCUCAAGUUUACAUAGGCCAAGCGUCGAUUAAUAUCAUUACUCUUAAGACUGCAAAGGAAAAAUUAUAAAUAAAAUUGAAUGUCUGUUAUUAUUAUUAUUAUUGUUAUUAUACUAAUUGUGUGUUUCAAUAUAUCGCAAUGUAGUUUGAUGAGUUUUCGUGUACGUUUGUAUGCAUAAAGUAUGUAUCAAUGUAUGUAUGUAUGUAUGUACGUGUUUUUUUUCCCUUUUAUACGUUAUUUAUUUCUUACUUAAAAAGAAUAUUGAAAGAAAAAUUUUCAUUAUUAUAAGGACAAAGAAAGGCAGCAGAAGAAAAAGAAAAGAAAGAGAAAAAGUCUUAUUCUAUCAACUGUUGAAAAAGAAAUUGAAUAGUUUUUUUUUUAAAAAAAAAUGUUACAACUAAAAAACAAAAUAUAAUACCAAACAUUGAAAUAAGAAUUGGUUAUAUUUGAAAUAUUUUGAAAAAAAAUUGAAUAAAGAUAUCUUGAUACAGUCAUUUACUUGUUAUCUAUUGUUUUUAUAUUUUGAUGAUAUAUGUUUCUCUCUCUCUCUCUCUCUCUCUCUCUCUCUCUCUCUCUCU
Molecule: messenger RNA, 2813 nt
Organism: Dimorphilus gyrociliatus
Lineage: Eukaryota; Metazoa; Annelida; Polychaeta; Dinophilidae
Source: the annotation of a GenBank genome assembly